AUGACGAGUCUAAAAGUUCUGAGCAUUAUUCUUUUAAUGCAUCUCGUGGUGGCUGACUUGCCAACCAAUUACGAAUAUUUUACGAAUGACGGAAUUCAAUCUGGGCUUAAUGCAGAUCAACCCAAUUUUCUUCUUAAUGGCAAAGAGAUUUUCAUAUACAGUGGAUCCCUGCACUACUUCAGAGUACCGAGAGCGUACUGGCGAGACAGAUUGAGGAAAAUGAGGGCUGCAGGAUUAAACACUGUCGAGACAUACAUACCAUGGAACCUGCACGAAUAUAAAAACGGUGUUUUCGAUUUUGGGCAAGGUGGUUCCAAUUUGGAAGAUUUUUUACAUUUAGAGGAGUUUCUUCAAUUGGCACAAGAGGAAGAUCUAUUUACCAUAAUUAGGCCAGGACCUUUUAUCUGUGCCGAAUUCGAAUUUGGAGGCUUUCCAAGCUGGUUGUUAAAAGAACCUGAUAUUGUCGUGCGUACGUCGGAUCCAAUUUACACAAAAUACGUAUCUAGAUACUUCAACGUUUUAAUGCCUAUAUUGAGUAAAUAUCAAUUCACUAAAGGAGGCUCAAUAAUUGCUUUGCAAGUAGAGAACGAAUUCGCUCUCAGCGGUCGAAGUGGCCAUGCACCAGACAAACAACAUUUACUCGACCUUAGACAACUUAUACUUGAAAACGGAAUUGUGGAAUUAUUGAUGACUUCUGAUAACGCUAAGAAAAGAGGUACAUAUGGAACAAUUCCGGAAUAUUUUUUACAAACAUCUAAUUUCAACAAAGACCCCGAAGGUGAAUUCGAUGCAAUGAAGAAAACCCAAGAGAAUCGACCAUCGAUGGCAAUGGAAUACUGGAGUGGCUGGUUUGAUUUCUGGGGCAAAAGACACAACACUUUUGCAUUGGAAACGUUCACUGACAUUUACGAGCGCAUUUUAAAAUAUCCAGCGUCAGUUAAUUUAUACAUAUUUGUUGGUGGUACCAAUUUUGGUUUUCUUAGUGGAGCCAUGAGUCAAAAUGGGAAAGAUGACAAUUCAGAUUUUGGCCCAAUCACCACCAGCUACGAUUAUGAUGCUCCAAUUGCAGAAAAUGGUGAUUAUACCAAUAAGUAUGUGACUGUUAAAGACUUAUUAGCCACACAUAAUCCAGUAAAAACUAAGCUACCUAAUCCACCCGCUUUGAUACCAAGAGUUGCCUACCCUAGUGCAAAAGUGGUGCAACAAAUAGAAUUUUAUACGUUUAUAAAUAGUAUCACACCCAUAGAAAGUGAAAAACCCAUUUCUAUGGAACUGUUACCCAUUAACAAUAAUUCUGGCCAAAGCUACGGAUAUAUUGUGUACAGGAAGGAACAAUUAAAUAUUCCAGCAAAGAGUGUUUUAAAGAUUGGAGGUCGUGUGUGCGACACUGCGAUGGUUUUGGUAAACGGCGUUCUGCUAUCACCGCCCAUCAACAAAACAAAUGAUUUGCAAAAUUUUGGUGUUUGGAAGAUGUUGGAUGGAGAACUGGUUUUAAAUAACGAAGAUCUGCAGAAUGCUACUGUAGACAUUAUUGUUGAGAACUGGGGAAGGAUUAACGUAGCUGUUUAUAACGGAUUUAAAGGACUGUGGCAAGGCGAUGUUUACUUAAAUAAUGAGGUCCUGACAAAUUGGAAAAUAUACCCUCUGGAGUUUAAUAAAUCCUGGAUUCAGGCUCUUACAGGCUGGAGUGGACUUAAAUCUAAUUAUGGACCAAGCGUGUACAGGGCUGUUUUAGAAAUUACAGGUGAACCUCAGGACACUUAUUUGGAUAUGGCUUGGUGGACAAAAGGAUUGGUGAUUGUAAAUGAUUUUGUACUGGGCAGAUAUUCCAGAAUAGGGCCACAACAAACUCUUUAUUUGCCAGCACCUUUACUAAAACGGGGUACAAAUAUUAUUAUUGUUUUUGAACAUUUCCAUGCUUCAAACGAAUUGUGGUUUGUUACUGAUCCUGUGUUUGAGAAUCAUUAA
Aethina tumida (small hive beetle) is the source of this 1968-nucleotide messenger RNA. Its product is annotated as beta-galactosidase-1-like protein 2. Gene Ontology annotation, molecular function: beta-galactosidase activity. Gene Ontology annotation, cellular component: vacuole. Lineage: Eukaryota; Metazoa; Arthropoda; Insecta; Coleoptera; Nitidulidae. The record is from RefSeq and is a predicted model, not a curated record. Gene Ontology annotation, biological process: carbohydrate metabolic process. Bases 1 to 1968 code for a protein of 655 amino acids. The transcript is spliced from 3 exons.